Molecule: messenger RNA, 927 nt
Organism: Talaromyces stipitatus ATCC 10500
Lineage: Eukaryota; Fungi; Ascomycota; Eurotiomycetes; Eurotiales; Trichocomaceae
Product: mitochondrial oxaloacetate transporter (Oac), putative
Exons: 6
Coding region: 1-927 (308 amino acids)
Biological process (GO): mitochondrial transport
Cellular component (GO): mitochondrial membrane
Source: RefSeq, a predicted model, not a curated record
AUGUCUACAACCACAGGAGCAUUCAUUGCCGGAGGUAUUGCAGCUUGCGGCGCUGUUACCGUCACUCAUAGUUUCGAAACUGUUAAGAUUCGGCUUCAAUUGCAAGGAGAACUACAAUCAGAUGCUGUCAAAAAAUAUAGAGGCGUCUUUCACGGCGUCAAAGUGAUACUACAAAAUGAAGGUCCCCAGGGUCUAUUUAGGGGUAUCGGUUCCGCUUAUAUAUAUCAAAUAUUACUGAACGGUUGCCGUCUCGGCUUCUACGAACCGCUUCGAACAGGCCUCACGACUGCCAUCUACGGUGAUCCUUCGGUACAAUCCCUGGGCAUCAAUGUCUUCAGUGGAGCGAGUUCCGGUAUGUUGGGGGCCGCAGCUGGCUCCCCUUUCUUCCUCGUGAAGACACGAUUACAAUCCUACUCCCCGUUCUUGCCAGUCGGUACGCAGCACCAAUAUAAAAAUGCAUAUGAUGGAAUGCGACAAAUCUAUACCAACGAGGGAGUCAAGGGUCUUUAUCGCGGUGUUGGCGCUGCCAUGGUGCGAACUGGUUUUGGCAGUUCUGUCCAACUUCCCACUUAUUUCUUCGCAAAACGACGGUUGACACGACACCUGGGAAUGGAAGAGGGGCCGGCUCUUCAUCUUGCUAGCAGUACUGCAUCCGGCUUCGUUGUUUGUUGUGUAAUGCAUCCUCCAGAUACCAUCAUGUCGCGUAUGUACAACCAAACCGGUAACCUAUACAAAGGUGUCUUCGACUGUCUGUACAAGACUGUUUCCACCGAAGGGUUGCUUGCCAUAUAUAAGGGCUACUUUGCUCAUCUUGCCCGUAUUCUACCACACACCAUCCUCACUCUCAGUCUUGCUGAACAAACCAACAAGUUUGUUCGUAAGAUUGAAGAUCGCAUUCUGUCGGAUGACCUUCGGUCAAGAUUGUAA